UGUGUCCAUCUUGCCAGCUGGAAAGCAGCCCUUUAAAAUAGCUUUGCAGCUGCGCCUUUUUUUAGCCUCGACGUUUUCUGCGAGUCCAACCUUUCGACCAGGGUUUGGAAACUAACAUACAAUAACUCUAGCGAAUAAAGCGGUUGUUUGCUACAGGCCUUUCCGAGCUGAGUCUGAGUAAUAUUGGCCACACACAAGGAGAGGGUGAGCAGUGUGCAGAGCUCCAGGCUAAGCCCCGGUGUCAGGUGCUCUGUGUGACCGCUAGUGAUGCCUGAUACUGCGGAUCGACGCGCUGCAAUGGGACGAUCUGCUACAGUGGAGCACUAUAAGGCAGCCAUGCUGCUGAGUGGAGCUGGUGAUGCUCUGGGAUACAGGAACCAGCUGUGGGAGUACAAUGAGUCGGGACCGGCUAUUCAUCAGGAGCUGAAGGAGCUCGGUGGUCUGAAGAACAUCAAGGCCGAGCUCCCUGAUUGGCCGGUGAGCGACGACACAGUCCUUCAUCUAGCGACGGCCGAAGGACUGGCAACUGGCAAGGUUGGGGAGGACCUGUUGCAUGAUGUGGCGGCACGAUAUGUGGAGGGGAUGAAGGACAUGGAGGGGAGGAAGCCAGGGCCUUCAAGCAUCCUGGGAGUCUCCCAGCUGAAGCCCGGAGAGGAGGGGGGCUUCAGAGUGAACUAUAACCCAGAGGGGACAGGCUGUGGAGCCGCCAUGAGGUCCAUGUGCAUCGGCCUCAGGUAUCCAAAGCCGGACCAGCUGUUGUCGUUGGUGGCGGUUGCUGUGGAGACGGGCAGGAUGACCCACCCUCACCCGACAGGUUUCCUGGGGGCCGUAGCGUCGGCUCUUUUUACAGCGUACGCCGUGCAGCGCAGGCCAAUCACGACCUGGGGUCUGGGCCUGCUCAACGAGGCCUGUCCAAUAGCAAAGUGCUUUGUUCAGGGUCGGGGCUUCGCUGUGGAGGAGACGGAGAGGGACUGGGACUUCUUCUGUGACAAGUGGCAGUGGUACCUGGACACCAGGGGCAUCUCCUGUGGGGUGGGGCCUGUGAUCUGGCCCUCCUCCUACGGCCCAGCAGAGAGAGACGAGGACUACAAGAGCUUCAGCCUGUCAGGCCGGGCGGGGCGCAGCGGACACGACGCCCCGAUGAUCGCGCUGGACGCCCUGCUGGGGGCGGGGGCCGACUGGGAGGAGCUGAUGAGCAGAGCCGGCUUCCAUGGGGGCGACAGUGACAGCACCGCAGUGAUCGCCGGCUGCUGCUGGGGUCUCCUGUACGGCACCCAGGGGGUCCCCGAGGGCAACUACUGCAACCUGGAGUACCGGGACCGGCUGGAGCGCAGCGGGGAGCAGCUCUACGCCCUGUCCCACUGAGGAGCAGACCCUGCUGCACUGACUGUGUCCUGACGUCCCGCACUGAGGGGGAACGAGGCCACACACACUGACACGUCGACGGACAGCUGGGUGGCGCUCGGCCGUUCAUCGAACCAGAGCGCUGACACCGAGCCACACUGGGGGGUGUCAUUCUGCCUGAAGGGGAAGCGGAGUGCCUUACUCACCCAAAGAAGAGUCUCAUCUGCCAGAACAAGUGUGCCUCAUGAGGCAGAUGUAUAAAGAGGAGUCCCCCUAGUGACCAUUUUAAAUUAACAUGCAGAAUUACACCACUGAGUGGAACAAAUCCCAGCUAAUGAGAAAGUGAAGAGAAGACAAAGAAUCCCCUGAGAGGCAAUUAUGUCGUUUUGUCAGCCUGACAUAAUGACAGUGAAUUAUCGAGCUUCAAAUUAAAUGUGCUCUUGUUAUUGUCUAAUGAAAAUUAAAUGUCUGUGUCUCAUUAGAGUGGCUUCCUGCAGUGCAGAGCAGAACUGUAACUGCCAAACACAAUUCAUGUUUCAAUAAAUUAAACAAACAAGGCUUUGAAGUUGAGUUGAAAACUUUAUUUUUUGGUCAUUGUUGUUUUAAUAUUU
Trematomus bernacchii (emerald rockcod) is the source of this 1955-nucleotide messenger RNA. RefSeq names its product ADP-ribosylarginine hydrolase (gene adprh). Bases 268 to 1365 code for a protein of 365 amino acids. The transcript has 8 exons. Lineage: Eukaryota; Metazoa; Chordata; Actinopteri; Perciformes; Nototheniidae. The record is from RefSeq and is a predicted model, not a curated record.